Penicillium oxalicum is the source of this 1710-nucleotide messenger RNA. Its product is annotated as zinc knuckle domain protein. The record is from RefSeq and is a predicted model, not a curated record. Lineage: Eukaryota; Fungi; Ascomycota; Eurotiomycetes; Eurotiales; Aspergillaceae. The transcript has 2 exons. Gene Ontology annotation, molecular function: nucleic acid binding; zinc ion binding. Bases 1 to 1710 code for a protein of 569 amino acids.
AUGGCGGACUCUGGCGACGAAGCGGACUCGCGCACAGCUUCAGUGGGAGCGCAGCGCGCCCGCAAAAACCAACGACUCGCGCGAGCGCCAUCCGCAGACGGUUCACGUCCCACGAAGAAGCGGCGCCGCACCCGAUCCCGCACGUCUGGCGAUUUGGAUGAUCUUGUCCCCAAAGGCGCAUCAUUCACUGCACAUUCCUUAGAGGUCGAUCCAGAUGAGACCUCCAGCUCUGGAUCCGAUUCAGACAGCGGUUCCGACACCUCAGACUCAUCAAGCACCCACAAUGAAUCAGCCUCGGUGAACCCCCACGUUGGCAGCACCGCGCCAGCAAUCAGUUGGAAUCAAGGGAGAAAGGCUGCAGUGCGAACCACCCUCGGAAAGCGCAAAGCGGAUGCGCAGGAGUCAUCGCAGUCUUCAUCCCACCUCAACCCGAGCGCCCAGCCGCUGUCAGAAGGACAAUCACAAGCCGAUAGAUCCAAGGCAUCGAGCCCAGUGAAGGAUCAAUCCGCAAAGCAAUUCAAGGCAGUCAAUGGCACAUACUGGCGCAGUAACAGUGCUUCGGUCACAUCUGGCGAGGGGGAGGACGGGUCUGAAGAGGGCGAGGUGAACACUGGGAGCGACUCGGAUGAUUCAGAGCUGGACUCUGAGGCGGAUGACUCCCUCAUGCUCAAUAUUGGAACGAAAAGCGACGGUGCAGAUGAAUCGCAGUCAGAGUUGCGGAACGGAAAUGGGCACGCGGACCAGUCUCAAGCGGCAUCCUCGUCAGCACAAACCGAAUCCAAGGAAGCUGCAUUCAAGCGGUUUUCCGAUAAGUACCCGACGGCACCGGUGACAUUGUUAGAUUUGCACCAGGACGACAUGGAUCUCCAAGCGAAGCUCGUCUAUUGGGAUCGAGAUGUCCAUGCCAUUGACCUACAGCUUCCUGUCGGUUGCCUCGAGUGUCUACGUCACGGACAUAUGGCUGAAGUCUGUCCCAUGAAGGAGUGCGUUCAUUGCGGAGCAUGGAACAUCCACCCCAGUACACAAUGUCCCACAUGGCGGAGAUGCCAGCGUUGUCGGGAACGGGGUCAUCUCCAAGACGAUUGUCCAUCUCUCCUUAAAGGUUCCGCCGCCGAGGUACCUUGUGACUAUUGCGGCUCAACCCUCCACAUGGAAUCUGACUGUGAGCACACGUAUUGUCAGCCCACGCGGGAAGCCGCAUCCGAGCUCAUCACUGUGUCGAUCUCAUGCGCCCAUUGCACCAGUGCUAGCCAUCUCAUUGGCGACUGCCCCCACCUUCCCGUCAGCCUCCAGCAUAGAACGAGAUGUUUCACGUUGAAGGAUACCGAUCCAGCCAAAGUCACCAAUCUCAAUGCAACAGGGCCAUCUCGGAAGACAGCUCCUCCUCCGCCAAGCUACUCGCGUGGUCGCGGUCGACGCGGAGGCGGCGGCCACCCUAAUGGCGCUCGCACGCCGUCAUCAAAUAGUGAAGAAGAUAUGAUGCCCCGCAAGGGUGCUCGAAAGGGUCCCCCUGCUCCUCCUUCCCGCGGCCGAGGUCGCGGCUCAAUCAAGUUUGGGAAUAGUACCGUUUUCGAUCAGCCGCGGGGGAGACCACCUCCUCCUCCGCCUAGCCGACCUAAAGGUCCGCCUAAUCGCGGUGGCAGCAACGGCGGAGGGGGCAAUCGCGGUCGUGGUCGUGGUCGCGGAGGGCGAGCGCGAGGAGGACGAUGA